AUGAAGUACGCGGGACUAAAUAUCAUCGUGUGCCUCGGACUGCUGCUACUCGCAGAUGAUUCGAGUGUCCGAGGAAACCUCUUCUCCCCAAUAGUGGGCACAAUUGCAAACAUUCUAGUUCCAGCCACUACGGACGAUCCAAACUACCUUUGGACAAUGGAUACAAAGACGGAAAUGUAUUUCACCGCUGAAGCUAGUAGCCAACCGACAAUAGACAGUACUACAGAGACCUCUGCUGUAACUAUGACGUCUAACCGACCAACUGCAACUGGCCGGACAUCGACACCAGGAACUGGUGCUACUAGCUCUGUGGACUCGACCACCAGCUGGUUAAUUCUCAGCAGCGGCAGCCCUGUGAUGGAGACCAGUAGCCAGUUAGUAUCCAGCAGUAAAAUGGAGCUCUCAACUGGGCCUACCAGCCAAUCAGUGCACAGCAGUAAUAACACUGUGACUCUCCCCAGCACUGAGACCAGUAGCCAAAUAGAAAUCACCAGUGACAAAGAGGCUACUUCCAGUACGUUGGAAAGCAGCCAACCAUUACACACCAGCAGUAGUCCUGUGACCCUUCCCAGCACUGAGACCACUAACAAAAUGGAAACUACCAGUGAAACAGUGACCUCUGGAACUAAUGGACCAACCAGCCAACCACAACACAACUACAGUAGCCAAGUGACACUUCCCAGCACUGGGACCAGUAGCCAAGAGGAAACAACAACUAGCACUGUAAACAUUUCCACUAAUGGCCCAACUAGCCAACCAGAAAACCACAGCAGCAGCCAUGUGACUCUUCCCAGUUUCACAAUGGGUAUCCAAUCAGAAUCAACUGGUAAUACAGAGUCAUCAUUCAGUAAUGAACCAACCAGUCAGCCAAUAACCAACAACAGUAGCCCUGUGACUCUUCCCAGCAUUGGAACCAGUAGCCAAACAGAAUUCAUUAGUAACACAGUGACAUUUUCAAGUACUGAGACAACAAGCAAGACAAUACACAGUAGCUCUGUGACUCUUCCCAGUAGUCAAGAGGAAACAAGUAGCAUAGUGACCUCUGUCCCCAUGGAGCCAACCACCAGCAGUGAAAUGGAAACCACCGGUAACACAGAAUCCUCUUCCAGUAAUGGGCCAACCAGCCAAUCAGUAAAUGACAACAGUACCCCUGUCAGUCACACUGAAACCAAUAGCCAAACAAUAUUAACCAGCAACACAUUGACUUCUUCGAGUAUGCAGCCAACCGGUCCACCAGAAAACCACAGUACUAGCCCUGUGACUCCUCCAAGGACUGAGACCAGCAGCCAACAAGAAUCAUCAAGUAACACAUUGACCUCUUCCAUCACUUGGUCAGCCAGCCAAUCAGUACAAGACAGCAGUAGCCCUGUUACUGUUCCUGGGAUUGACACUAGUAGCCAACAAGAUUCUGCCAUUGGCACACUAUCCACUUCUUCCACUGAACCUACCACCCAGCCAAUACAAAACAGCAGUAGUAUGGUGACUCUUCCUAUCACUACGACCAGUAGUCAAAUGGAAACCACUAAUGAUGCAGUGAUCUCUCACACUACUGGAUCAACCAGCCAACCACAACACAACAGCAGUAGUCCUGUGACGCUGCCCAGCACUAAGGCAACUAGCAAAAUGGAAACCACCAGUGACACAGUGAGCUCUGUAAUUACUAAACCAACUAGUCUUCCCAGCUCUGAAAACAGUAGCCAAAUGGAAACUACCAGCGAAACAGUGACCUCUGGAACUACUGGACCAACCAGCCAACCAGAACACAACAACAGCAGCCCUGUCACACUUCCCAGCACUGGGACCAGUAGCCAAGAGGAAACAACAACUAGCACAGUAAACAUUUCCACUAAUGGGCCAACUAGCCAGCCAGAAAACCACAGCAGCAGCCAUGUGACUCUUCCCAGUACCAAGACGAGUUUCCAAUCAGAAUCUACCAGUAACACAGGGUCCUCAUCCAGUAAUGAACCAACCAGUCAGCCAAUAAACAACAGUAGCCUUGUGACUCUUCCCAGCAUUGGAACCAGUAGCCAAACAGAAUUCAUUAGUAACACAGUGACAUUUUCAAGUACUGAGACAACCAGCAAGACAAUACACAGUAGUCCUGUGACUCUUCCCAGUAGUCAAGAGGAAACAAGUAGCAUAGAGACCUCUGUCCCCAUGGAGUCAACCACCACCAGCAGUACAACGAAACCCCCCAGUAACACAGAAUCCUCUUCCAAUACUGGGCCAACCAGCCAAUCAGUCAAUGACAACAGCACCCCUGUCACUCUUCACAACACUGAAACCAAUAGUCAAACAAUAUUAACCAGCAACACAUUGACUUCUUUGAGUAUGCAGUCAACCGGUCCACCAGAAAACCAAAGUACUAGCCCUGUGACUCCUCCAAGGACUGAGACCAGCAGCCAACAAGAAUCCUUAAGUAACACAUUGACCUCUUCUAUCACUUGGUCAGCCAGCCAAUCAGUACAAGACAGCAGUAGCCCUGUUACUGUUCCCAGGAUUGAGACUAGUAGCCAACAAGAAUCCACUGGUGGCACAGUAUCCUCUUCCACUGAACCUACCAGCCAGCCAAUAAAAAACAGCAGUAGUCUGGUGACUCUCCCUAGGACUACGACCAGUAGUCAAAUGGAAAUCACUAAUGAUGCAGUGAUCUCUCACAAUACUGGAUCAACCAGCCAACCACAACACAACAGCAGUAGUCCUGUGACGCUGCCCAGCACUAAGGCAACUAGUGAAAUGGAAACCACCAGUGACACAGUGAGCUCUACCAUUACUAAACUAACUAGUCUUCCCAGCUCUGAAAACAGUAGCCAAAUGGAAUCUACCAGCGAAACAGUGACCUCUGGAACUACUGGACCAACAAGCCAACCUGAACACAACACCAGCCCUGUGACUCUUCCCAGCACUGGAACUAGUAACCAAGAGGAAACAACAACUAGCACAGUAAACAUUUCCACUAAUGAGCCAACUAGCCAGACAGAAAACCACAGCAGCAGCCAUGUGACUCUUCCCAUUACCAAGACGAGUAUACAAUCAGAAUCCACCAGUAACACAGGGUCCUUAUCCACUAAUGAACCAACCAGUCAGCCAAUAAACAACGGUAGCCCUGUGACUCUUCCCAGCAUUGGAACCAGUAGCCUAACAGAAUUCAUUAGUAACACAGUGACAUUUUCAAGUACUGAGACAACCAGCAAGACAAUACACAGUAGCCCUGUGACUCUUCCCAGUAGUCAAGAGGAAACAAGUAGCAUAGUGACCUCUGUCCCCAUGGAGCCAACCACCACCAGCAGUAGUAAGGAACCUGCCAGUGACACAGAAACAUCUUCAAGUGCUGUGCCAACCAGCCAAGCAGUCAAUGACAACAGUACUCCUGUCACUUUUCACAACACUGAAACCAAUAGCCAAACAAUAUUAACCAGCAACACAGUGACUUCUCUGAGUACGCAGCCAACCGGUCCACCAGAAAACCAUAGCACUAGCCCUGUGUCUCCUCCAAGGGCUAUGACCAGCAGCCAACAAGAAUCCUCUAGUAACACAUUAACCUCUUCCAUCACUUGGUCAGUCAGCCAACCAGUACAAGACAACAGUAACCCUGUUACUAUUCCUGGGAUCGACACUAGUAGCCAACAAGAAUCCACCAGUGGCACACUAUCCUCUUCCACCUCUUCCACUGAAGCUACCAGCCAGCCAAUAAAAAACAGCAGUAGUCUGGUGACUCUUCCUAUCACUACGACCAGUAAUCAAAUGGAAAUCACUAAUGAUGCAGUGAUCUCUCACACUACUGGAUCAACCAGCCAACCACAACAAAACAGCAGUAGUCCUGUGACCCUGCCCAGUGCUAAGGCAACUAGUAAAAUGGAAACCACCAGUGACACAGUGAGCUCUGUAAUUACUAAACCAACUAGCCUCCCCAGCUCUGAAAACAGUACCCAAACAGAAACUUCCAGCGAAACAGAAACAACAACUAGCACAGUAAACAUUUCCACUAAUGAGCCAACUAGCCAGCCAGAAAACCGCAGCAGCCAUGUGACUCUUCCCAGUACCAAGACAAGUAUGCAAUCAGAAUCCACCAGUAACACAGGGUCCUCAUCCAGUAAUGAACCAACCAGUCAGCCAAUAAACAACGGUAGCCCUGUGACUAUUCCCAGCAUUGGAACCAGUAGCCAAACAGAAUUCAUUAGUAACACAGUGACAUUUUCAAGUACGGAGACAACCAGCAAGACAAUACACAGUAGCCAUGUGACUCUUCCCAGUAGUCAAGAGGAAACAAGUAGCACAGUGACCUCUGUCCCUAUGGAGCCAGCCACCAGCAGCAGAAGAACAGAACCCACCAGUAACACAGAAUCCUCUUCCAGUACUGGGCCAACCAGCCAAUCAGUAAAUGACAACAGCACCCCUGUCACUCUUCACAACACUGAAACCGAUAGCCAAACAAUAUUAACCAGCAACACAGUGACUUCUCCGAGUACGCAGCCAACUGGUCCACCAGAAAACCACAGCACUAACCCUGUGACUCCUCCAAGGACUAGCAGCCAACAAGAAUCCUCCAGUAACACAUUAACCUCUUCUAUUGGUAGGUCAGCCAGCCAACCAGUACAAGACAGCAGUAGCUCUGUUACUACUCCCAGCAUUGAGACUAGUAGGCAACAAGAAUCCACUAGUGGCACAGUAUCCUCUUCCACCUCUUCAACUGAACCUACCAGCCAGCCAAUAACAAACAGCAGUAGUCUUGUGACUCUUCCUAGCACUGAGACCAGUAAUCAAAUGGAAACCACUAAUGAUGCAGUGACCUCUCACACUACUGGAUCAACCAGCCAACCACAACACAACAGCACUAGUCCUGUGACGCUGCCCAGCACUAAGACUAGUAGUCAAGAGGAAACAAAAACUAGCACAUUGGACUUUUCCACUAUUAUGCCAACUAGCCAACCAGAAACACACAGCAGCAGCCAUGCGACUGCUCCCAAUACCAAGACGAGUAUCCAAUCAGAAUCUACCAGUAACACAGGGUUCUCAUCCAGUAAUGAACCAACCAGUCAGCCAAUAAACAGCAGUGGCUUUGUGACUUUUCCUAGCAGCAAGACCACCACCCAAAAGGAAUCUACUAUUAACAUAUUGCCUUCUUCUAGUAGUUGGCCAACCAGUCUAACUGAAAAUAGUAGCCUUGUGACUCUUCCAAGCAUUGGAACCAGUAGCCAAACAGAAUUCAUUAGUAACACAGCAAUGUUUUCCACUACUGAGGCAACUGGCCAAACAAUACACAUUAGCCGUGCGACUCUUCCCAGCUUUGAGACAAGCAGCCAAGCAGAAACAACAACUACCACAGUGACCUCCUCUAGUACUAGUUUGCCAACCAGCCAAACCGUACACAAUGCCAGUAGCCCUGUGACACUCCUCAUCACUGAGACCAGUAGCCUACAAGAAUCCACCAGUAAGACAGUGCCUGCAUUCACUACUGAAACAACUAGCCAGUCAUUGAACAAAAGUACCCCUGUGACUCCUCCAGGCAUUGGAACCAGUGACCAAACAGGAUUAAUUAGUAACACAGUGAUGUUUUCCAGUACUGAGCCAACUAGCCAGGUAAUACACAGUAGCCAUGCGACUCUUCCUAGUACUGAGACCAAGAGGCCAACAGAAACAAGUAGCACAGUCACUUCCUCCAGUACUUUGCCAACCAGCCAAUCAGUACAUAGUAGUAGUAGCCCUGUGACUCUUCCUACCACUGAGAACAGUAGCCAACAAGAAUCCACCAGUAACAUGGUGCCCUCUUUCAGUAUUGGGCCAACUAGCCAAACAGUACACAACAGCAGUAGCCCUGCAAGUUUUCCCAUGACGGGUAACCAACCAGAAUUCACUAAUAACACAGAAAUAUCUUCUAGCACUGGGCCAACCAGCCAACCAGUACACAUCAGCAGUACCCCUUUCACUGGCACAGUCACUUCCUCCAGUACUUUGCCAACCAGCCAAUCAGUAAACAACAGUACUAGCCCUGUGACUCUUCCAAUAACUGAGACAAGUAGCCAACCAGAAUCCUCCAGUAACAUGGUGCCUUUGUCCAGUACUGAACCAGCCAGCAAGCCAAUAAACAACAACAGCCAUCCUGUGACGUUCGCCAGCACAGUAACCAGUAGUAACACAGAAACCUUUUUAAGUACGGGGCCAACCAGUCAGCCAAUACACAACAGCAGUAGCCCUGUGACUCUUCCAAGGACUGAGACAAAUAGCCACAUGGAAACCACCAGUAAUGCCGUGACCUCUGCUACUACUAAACAAACCAGCCAACCAGAACACAACAGUAGCCCUGUGACUAAUCAAAGUACUGAGACCAGUAGCCAGCAACAAUCCACAAUGCCCUUAUCCAGUACUGAACCAACCAGAAAGCCAAUCAAUAGCCCUGUGACACUUCCAAGUACCAUGACCAGUAGCCAACCAGAAUCUACAGGUAAAAGAGAAACCUCUUCUAGUACUGGGCCAACUAGCCAACCAGUAAACAACAGCAGUAGCCCUGUGACUUUUUCAGGGACUGUGACCAGUAGCCAACCAGAAUCCAUCAGUAAUACAGUGUCCUUAUCCAGUACUGAAUCCGCCAGUAAGCCAAUAAAUAACAACAGUAGUCUUGUGACAUUCCCCAGUACAAUCACCAGUAGUAUCACAGAACCCACUAGUAACACAGAAACCUUUUCCAGUAUCAGGCCAACCAGCCAGCCAGUACACAACAAAAGUAGCCCUGUGACUCUUUCCAGCACAGAAACAAGCAGCCAAAUGGAAACUGAGGGCAACACCGUGACCUCUACUACUUCUAAACCAACCAACCAGGAAGAACACAACAGCAGUAGCCCUGUGACCAGCAACCAACCAGAACCCAUCAGUAAUACAAUGCCCUCAUCCAAUACUGGAUCAACCAGCCAGCCAAUAACAAACAACAGUAGACCUGUGAGUUCUCCCAGCACUGAGAUCACUAGUGGAUCCACCAUUAAUGCAGUGACCUCUUCCGGUACUCGGCCAACCAGCCAACCAGUACACAACAACAGUAGCCCUGUGACUCUUCCCAGCACAAAGACCACUAACCAAACAGAAUCCACCAGUAGCACAGUGAUGUCUGCUUCUGUUCGACCAACCACCCAACAAGAACACAUCAGCAGUCGACCUAUAACUGUUCCCAGUAACCUGACAGAAUCCACCAACAACCCAAUGACUUCUUCUAGCCCUGGACCAAGCAGCCAACAAACUCAUCUUAGCUCGGUGACUCUUCCCGGAACUGGCACCAGUAGCCGAGCAGAAUCCACCAUUAACACAGUGACCUCUUACAGUAGGUCGCCAACUAGUCAGCCAAUACACAACAGCACUAAUCCUGCCACUCAACCUAGCACUGGAACCAGCAGCCAGACAGAAACCAGUAGCCGGACAGAAUCCACCAGGCGGACAGAAUCCAUCUCCACCAGUAAUCAGCCAACUAGCCAAGAAAUAUCCCCUAGCUCCACCACUCGUCCAAUCACGGACAACAAGAGUCAGUCAACAUCUUCAAGUUCUACGAAUCCAAACACUACAGCCCACAGCGUGACCAGUGGACCAACUUCCAGUAAGUACACCGAGCACAAAGCUUGUUUAACAUACGGGCCGGCAGAGACAGACUGA
This is a messenger RNA of Spea bombifrons (plains spadefoot toad), 7635 nucleotides long. RefSeq lists its product as uncharacterized. NCBI's taxonomy places the organism in Eukaryota, Metazoa, Chordata, Amphibia, Anura, Pelobatidae. The record is from RefSeq and is a predicted model, not a curated record. The transcript has 3 exons. The coding region runs from base 1 to 7635 and encodes 2544 amino acids.